AUGGAUCGUCUUCUGUUUAAAGGCGUCUACCCCCUCCCUCUCCCCUUCCCCUCCCCCCUCCACCUGAACACCGCUUCUUAUUGCUCCUUCUCCCUCUCACUCUAUCUCACUCCCUCCACCUCUCCCAUUCUCUCACCCCUCGUUUAUUUCCUUCUCGCCCAUUCUCCCCAUUCUUCCCCCUUCCCCUUUUCCCGCGCUGCUCCCCUCUCUUCCUUAUCACCCCUUCUCACCCCCUCUCUCUGCCCUUGGUUCUCUCGCUCGCUAUCUCAAUCAUGUCUCCUCACUCGUCCCUCUCGUCCCUCUGUGCUCAGCUUGCAAAAAAUAAUCGUUCCCUAUCGUACCCUUUUCUCCCUGCCUCUUCCUCAUGCACUUGCCCCAUGGCAUUCCUCCUGGCACUCCCCCUGCCCUUCCCCUGCCUGCCCCGCUACCGCCCUCCCCUUGCCCUCCCGCUGCCCUCCCCCUGCUCCCCUCUUGCCCUCCCCCUGCCCUCCCCCUUCCCCCCUCCGCCCUCCCCUUGCCCUCCCCUUGCCCUCCCCCUGCCCUCUCCCUGCCCGCCCCUGCCCUCUCCCUGCCCUCCCCUGCCCUCUCCCUGCCCUCCCCCUGCCCUCCCCCUGCGCUCCCAUCUGCGCCUCUCUCUCUCUUUCCUCCUCCACAGGUGAUGAAGGACUCAGUGGACCGCAUGGAUCGCAGCCUGCAGUCCCUCUUCUUCUACGAGGCUUUCCUCUACUACAACCCCCUCCUCAUGAUUGUACGUGCGCUGUCAACCAGUCUGCGCUGAUGGUGUGGCUGUGGGGCAUCAACCUGUACGGGCUGGCACACUCGCGGGUCAGCUACGCCAAGGUCUUUGACCUGGACCACAGCCACCUCACCCACACGCAAAUAUGGCAGGUGUCAGCAGCGCUCUCUCUGGCAGUGCUCUCCUCCAUGACAGCCUACAUGUUCCUCUUCUCCCACGGUCUCAUCAACCUUGCUGCAACACAACCUGUACUGAUGUACUGUUCUCUACCCCUCGCCCUCGCCCUGCCCUUUGAUGUGCUCUACGCCCCCUCUCGCGUCUACUUCCUAACCACUCUCUUUCGACUCACCUUCCCCCUGCAACCAAUCACGUUUGCGGAUUUCUUCGUGGCUGAUGUGCUUACCUCCAUGGCCAAGGUGUUGUCUGAUGUGGAGCGGUCUAUCUGCCGCAUGUCCCAUGGCCAGGUGGCGAGUAUAGCAUGGAUGGACGCAGGGGACGUGUGUGGCAGCCACUCCCUCAUGAUCCCCAUCGUGCUCGCCUUCCCCUACGCCUGCCGCUUCUUCCAGUGCCUGCGCCAGUACUCCGACACCCGCGACAAGUCCUGCCUGCUCAAUGCUCUCAAGUAUUCGACAGCAUUCCCGGUGAUCAUCCUAUCAGCCACCAAGUACCAUGUGCCUGUAGAGCGGUGGAGAGCGGUGUACCGCCCACUGUGGCUCAUGGCGUCUGUGGUCAACUCAUGCUACUCCUACUACUGGGAUAUAUCCAGAGAUUGGGACUUCGGGUGCUUUUCUGGUAACUGCAACUCGCGAAACCCUCUUCUCCGCAGCAACCUCUACUUUCCACAAAGAUGGGUGUACUAUUGGGUUAUGUGCUCCAACCUUGUUCUUCGCAUCUCCUGGACAUACAAGCUUUCAUCUCACCUUCGCAACAACCUCGCCACAACCUUUGUGGUCACAGCACUGGAAAUGGCACGCAGAUUUCAGUGGGUAUUUUUCAGAGUAGAAAACGAAUGGAACAAGAUGACGAUGCGUGCUGCUGCAUCAGCUGAGGACUUGAAGGACUUAGCGGCUUCCGAAGAUCAUUCUGAUGACAGACCGCUCCUUACUGUCACUGGCGGCAAGGACUCCCCACGAGAAGUCUAA
This is a messenger RNA of Closterium sp. Naga37s-1, 1878 nucleotides long. NCBI's taxonomy places the organism in Eukaryota, Viridiplantae, Streptophyta, Zygnematophyceae, Desmidiales, Closteriaceae. The record is from the annotation of a GenBank genome assembly.